AUGAAUACGCGUGGUUCCAGGGGGCCGGGCUCGGAGGCAACGUCAUUCUUUGGCAACAUUGGGUCGGUUGAAUCCGUAGUCACAGAGUUCAACGACAACUUAUUUGUUGAACCUGAGAUUGAGAAUGACAUUGAGAUUGAGCUGGAGGAAGAGGCCGUGUGGAAGGAAGAGGAGCUAAGGAUGCUUGAGAGUGUGCUAGAAGUAAGCAGGCUGGGAAGAGCGUCGAUGACGGCCGAGCUAGUGGCACCACUUGAAGGACUCGCCGGGGACACGAGAAUCCUCGAGGUCAUGUUCUGGAAUGAUAGAGGUUGUGGGACUGCUGGUCAGAGCUGGGGUGAGGCGAAGUUCCUAAAGGAGAAGAAGACAGCGGUACUGAGGCGAGGUGCCGAAACUAGAUUGAAGCUGUGGAAUCAGCUGAAAGCGGAUGAGAAGUUUGACGAGAUUGAUACAAUGUGUAGUGAAGUCGGUCAGCCAAUGCUGGAGAAGGAGGCACGGACAUUUUACAAGAUAGCGAUGCAAAGCCGGAACGAAAAAAGCAAAAUAGCUGGCGAGAGAUUGUUGAAUCUUAACGUUCACGGUGGAUUUGGUGGGGAUGAUGAUGGUAGGACAGGAAGAAAGAAGCAUGUUCAAGAACUACAUUGGGUGCAUAAUCCCCUGGUAACUUCGUUUGUACAAGGAGGCGGACGAAGGUUACAGAGAUGCGCUGCUAAUUCAAGCAGAGACAUCCCGAACAUUCCUCACAAGGGCUCUACGACCCUAGUGUACGCGGUGCCCUUAACCUUUCCGCCGGAAGAUAGAAUUGAGCGCGACAGCAAUACCGGGGUCGACUCUGUCUGUAAAGUGUCUGUCGGUACAUUUGGACCAGUCGACCACUCGCGAGAACCACCACCGACUCAAACUGCGAUUGCGAGAAGGGGGGACGGUAUUACAAGCGGAAAUAAGGAUAAUAGACAGGGAAGACGUGUAUGUUUGGGACGCGGUUCUGGGGUCAACGAGAUAGUGAUACUUUCGAGAGCUGGGUAUGAGCCAGAGGAAGAAGACGAGAGCAGCAACGAGUUUGAAGCCGAGGGAUCGAGCCGCUUUAGAUGGCUCGGCAGAGGUUCAAAGUCGGAAGUUGGAGUAGCGCCUGUCAACCGCAUCUUUUUCAAGAUUUCGCGUGUCCACCGGAAAGUAGCAGAUGGAGCACCGGCCGACCGCGCGCUUGAAAAUCCCAUUACAAAAUCUAUCCGACUUGCUGGCCGAGAAGGAACUUCAUUCACGCCAGUGUAA
This is a messenger RNA of Lentinula edodes (shiitake mushroom), 1269 nucleotides long. RefSeq lists its product as uncharacterized. The record is from RefSeq and is a predicted model, not a curated record. Lineage: Eukaryota; Fungi; Basidiomycota; Agaricomycetes; Agaricales; Omphalotaceae. The coding region runs from base 1 to 1269 and encodes 422 amino acids. The transcript has 9 exons.